Rhinocladiella mackenziei CBS 650.93 is the source of this 1155-nucleotide messenger RNA. RefSeq lists its product as uncharacterized. The record is from RefSeq and is a predicted model, not a curated record. Lineage: Eukaryota; Fungi; Ascomycota; Eurotiomycetes; Chaetothyriales; Herpotrichiellaceae. Gene Ontology annotation, biological process: regulation of DNA-templated transcription. The coding region runs from base 1 to 1155 and encodes 384 amino acids. The transcript has 3 exons. Gene Ontology annotation, molecular function: DNA-binding transcription factor activity, RNA polymerase II-specific; zinc ion binding.
AUGCCGGGUUUGGUCAGACGGGUUAAUUCAUCGCUCAGUGUUCGCGACAUGGCAGCUGAAGGACUACCUCUGUCGCCAGCAGACAAGAAGAGAAACAAAUUGGGUUAUCAUCGCACUGCGGUGGCAUGCGGACACUGUCGACGUCGUAAAAUCCGUUGUAUACCGGCUUUCGACAACCCGGGUGGUCGAUGUCAGAAUUGUAUCCGUUUGAAAAAAGAUUGCCACUUCUAUCCUGUCGACCAACAGAGUCCAGGCCAAGGGAAAAGGACACGAUCAGCAACGAAAACGACUGAAGGUUACAGCAACGACGCUGAGACGUCCGUCUCUUCGUCCUCACCCGGUGGGAUCCUCAGGAGCAGCUCCUUUGAGCAAAUUGAUCAGGGAGAUCGCUUGUUGGGCACCCCUCCAUUAUCAGACGAUAGUCCGGGCUUUCAGACUGGCUCCAGAUCCCUUUCUGGUCCCGGUUUUGAUUAUCCAUCCACCUAUGACCAAGGACAACACCACCCUCAUCAACAAGCAAUGAUCCCUUCACCAUACGUGGGCCACUCACCUCGAAAUUUUGCUGCCGAUCCAGUCAAUUCUCAAUACUAUCAGCAGUAUGGACACAACGUACCUGGGUCCUAUUCGUCCACAUUUACAACAGGUUCAGUGCCGUCAAAUACGAACACAUUUUCGCCAGACAGCUCGCAUGAAUAUCAGGCAGCGGCCGAAAAUGGGCCAUUCAACUGGCCGCAGCCGCCCACCAGGUCAAUGUCAACAGCAGAAACUGAGGAACUCCAACAUGGCUUCCAUCCAGCUUACAGGACACACACAUACCCGUCGUUUGAGAGGAGAAUAACGGGUGGAAUGCCGCACCUACCGUCGACGACCGCCGGCUUAAUGGUUAUGGGUAUAGAAAAUCAGCAAACCCCGCUGAAUCCCAACUUUUGUGAACCUACCUCAUAUCAGCCCCUGCAAGUUGACAUGCAGCAUGACUGGUCUGGAGGCGGUCCCGAUCAAGGAACAUCAAUGUCCGCUCUUGCAGGAGGCACAUAUUCCCAAAGAUGGUAUUCCCAUUCACCAGGGUUUUCAGGAGCAAGAGGAGAGGGUGAUCAACAUCAUGCAUUUUCCUCUCAAAGCCACCAUGUUAGACGAGCUCCACAUGAACCAGGCUGA